GGACGAUCACAUUAGCGUGCGGGACGACCGCCAUUGAACUGAGGCAGGCUGUACACUCGUGUCGCCAAUUUUAUUACAAUAUUUUCCCUUAUUGUUUGUUGCAUCGCAGAAAUACAACAUGGAUAGAUUAUAGGGGUUAUUUACGCGAUUUGCAGUGGGCUUCGGCCCCUCAAGCCGCCCACAUCCGAAGUUUUGAGUGUUAGUAAGAAAUGAUCGCGCGGUAGAACUCGUGUUGCCAAAAUGAGCAAGUUUCGUGCAAGGCAGCUCGACGCCACCAAACCCAUACCUAUUUAUUUACAAGAGGAAAUAUCUGAUUACACUGACUUAAAUAAUGCAAGCAAUCGCACUGUGCCUCAAAUGCCUACGGGCAUGGAAAAGGAGGAAGAAACUGAGCACCAUCUGCAGCAGGCCAUCUUCCACCACAGAGUUAUCCCUGUUCCUGAGGUGUAUGCAGUUGACAGUACCCAUGCCAAAAUAUACCCUCCUGAUUAUAAGCAAUCUCGACAACUUAUACACAUCCUGCCGUUCAACCCUGAGCAAGAUAUCCCUGACUAUGACAUGGACAGUGAAGAUGAGGAAUGGCUGUCCCAACAAGCUGCUAAAGGGGAGCUGCUUCCUCUUGAUCCCCCUCAGUUUGAAGAGAUGAUGGAUCGUCUCGAGAAGAGCUCUGGUCUGAAGGCCGUCACAUUGCAGGAAGCUAAAGUUCUUCUUAAGGAUGACGAUGGUCUCAUCACUGCUGUAUAUGACUACUGGCUCAACAAGCGUCUAAAAACCCAACACACUCUCAUACCGCAAGUCAAAUCUGAAAAGAGUGCUGGAAGUGCACCCAGCGACCCAUAUGUGGCAUUCAGAAAACGCACUGAGAAGAUGCAGACUCGGAAAAACAGGAAAAACGAUGAAUCCAGUUACGAGAAGAUGCUCAAACUCAAGCGUGAUUUGACAAAGAGUUUAACAAUGCUUCAGAUGGUUAGCCGGCGGGAGAAGACCAAGAGGGAGUUGCUGCAUCUCCAUAUUGAAAUCUUUGAAAAGCGGUACGAGCUUCAGGACUGGUCAGGAUCCAUCAUCUCAGAACUGCUCAACAGCCGGCCCAUGUCAAGGUCUGCCUUCGCUCCUUUAGUGUCCAAUCAUCUGAACUCCUCAGCGCUAGCGGCCACGAGUGCUGCUGGCGGCGGUGGUGGCGGGGCGAGGGGAGGCGCUGGUUGGCUCAAAGUUGGCCACAACCGCAACAACCUCACCAACGCCUCGGCUGCUCACCGCAACAAAGACAAUGCAAAGAGGGAGAGGAAAAAUAGAAAAGCCAAGUUGCACGCCAGUCUUGGUCAGCCCAGCUCGGGGCUGCAGCGGCAGCAUGCAGGCUUCUCCCAUCCUCCAGACCCUUAUUUGCUGGCUAAUGCCUAUCCCUCGUCAUUGGAGGAGGAUGAUACAACGGGCUCAGGAGGCGGUGGACGUGGCGGCACCUCGCAGUCUGACGAUGAUGCUCACGCUGACGGUUCCUUCACGUUCAUCAGAAGACAUCAUUGCCAAUACCACGCGCCCCGAGAGGACACAGUGUGGGCUGCCCCUCACGAGGGAGGAGGGGGAGCCAACCAUGCCCCAUACUCCCUCACAAGCCUCCCUCCAGAAUAUCUUCCCCGCAGUCCCUCCCCACCUUCGUCAUGUCUCCCCACAGAUCAAAAUUUUCCUCCAACCUUUUCUGUACUAUCAUCACAAACUCCCCCGCGGAUACCUUCUCCAAGUUUAUCGCAAAUGCCGACUAUACGUCGCACAUUCUCAACAGCCUUAUCUCCAAUACCUCCUUUAUUAAGCUCAUCACUAUUAACUCCUGCAUUCUCAUUUCCACCUAGUGGACAUUCUUCUCUUCCAUCGACUUCUUCCACAUUUACUUCGUGUGGCAGUGAUUCGUUAUCUUCUAAUUUGGUGCCUCUAGAUGGCUCCUUAUCUAAAUUUGAACCAUCAACCAGUUUACCCCAAUUACCACGCACCCCUACACAUGAUUUUACACCUGUACAUUUGUCGUCAAUGUCUAGGAAUGCAUCUUCAUUACCAGGCCCUGACGCCAGCGCUCCUUCCCUUAAAAGCAGAGAAGGCUCUUCUCCUAAUAAUUUAUUAACUUCUCACAUAUCAAAUCCCUCUCGUCGUCACAUUACGCUUGCCAGACGACGCCUUGGCAGAGGAGGGAGGAUAUGGAUAGACCGACUGAGCAGCGCUAGUCUUGAUGACCGAGCACCCUCGGCCGUGGCUGCAGUGGAGCACUGCGGUGUGGCACUGACCUCAGCCACACGGGAUAUUCUCACCCAGCUGCAUUCAGCCGCGGCACUCUGGCGGCCUGGCAAUGAGAGGGUGUCAUGCAGUCUGCCCGAGUUCAGGAGUGUGGUGCAAGAUCAGGCGGAUGGCGGAGAGAGCGAAGCUGAAAGCGAAGGUCGAAGCUCACCACUGGACCCAAGUUACCUGCAGUCUUAUGUGAUCUCGGCUGAGGUUAUGGAGGGCGAGAAUGAAGGCUUGACAACUGAUGUUGAAAUGAGCAUUCCUUCUAGUAUUUUAUUGGGAGGAGACUCGAGGCAAGACAAUGAGGAUGUUGAGAGUAAUGUCCUGCUGGGCUCGUCUCACGCAUGUGUUGACGGAAUCAACUGGAUCGAUUCUAAAUCUUCAGAAUCGCUGCUUCUAAAUUCUCAAGAAUUGCCGCCAGUAUUCAGUCCUGACCGCUGUAGUCAGUUUCAGCCAUCAAGACAACAUUCCAAUAUUUUUUCACUGCUGCCAAGCUCACGUUUCUCUACCUAUGAUGCGUCCAUCUCUAACAGUGGUGCAGCAACUCAGCCAUUACCCAGCGCCUGUGAUAAUGAACUGGUGGAAAUCGAUCCAUCUUUACCUGAAAUCAUCAACCCUCCUCGCCUCUCUCGAAUACCUUCAUCACCUUCUAAUGUCGCUCUCAAUCAUCGCCCGCCUGCUAUUUCUCAGCAUUCAUCUGGUAAUUUUUAUAUAUCAAAUUCUUUGUUAAAUGUGUCGUCGAGCAAUAGUUCCACGAAUCGCGAUUUUGGUGUAAGAACCGUGACAAAUUUAGACUGCCAUGUUAGUGCAGUUAGUAGUGGCUCUUUUUUAGUGAACAACAGUGAAAGUGUAUGGACGGCAUCAAGUGAUGAGUGUAGUUAUAAUAAAAUUAAAGUCAGUGAAGGUGUUUCUCAAAAUAGUGGUGAAGAAUCAUCAGCCGCCUGCACUGGCAACGUGAGCAGCGCUAGCAGUAGCCCUGCUUGUGUAAAUAAUGUAGAUAGCUCUAACAAAUUGACUAGUUCGUCUUUUGCCGUGUCUUCGUCAAUACUUAGAACUAGUACCUCGUCGACUGUGAGUAAAAGUGGUCACCAGAGACUCAUUACUAAUUCUAGCCACUCUCCUUUAAACAAUUGUAACGCUCACGUGAGAAGUAAUAGCAACGGGAGCACCACUGAAGCUUCGUCGCGAUACCGUGUCCUUAAUGAUAAAAGUUCUACCCUUCCUCACAACAGCGUUGUCAAAACCAAUAAUAAUGGAAAUAAUAGUAUGAGUAACGGUCCUGUGCGUAACAAUAUAGUGCACAGCAAGAGCAGCACCAGCGGCACCACUACAACCACCACCUCCAUGCCCGUGGUCAGAUGUGCCAAACUUGACCAGUAUCUUUUCAGAGACAGCUGACCAUCGUGAAGCAGAGGCGCGCUGGCCAUCGUGGUCAGUGUUAGCUCUAUGGCUCACACUUCCCUUUCGACUUAGUCGAGCGCACUUCUGCUGGCAGCCAUCAAUGUUAGACGAUUGUUGUCGGUCUCAGAGAAGGAACGGAGCCAUAAACAAAAUCUCGGAUGCUUGUCUCGCUGUAGACAUUGUUGGAUGACACCUGACUAUGUCCAGUCUCAGGUAGUGGGGUGGAUGGUUUGCUGGCCGAUCAUUUAUAGCCUGCUAACAAUUCUGUAUUGAUAGUUGCAGAUGUGAACGCUAGAAUUCGGAAACAAAAGUUGGAACUCAGUCAUUCAAAGAGAUUAUUAGAAACGAGACUGUUACUCAGAUGUCUAUGUUAUUAAUUAAUGAAGUAAACUAUACAUUAGUGUUCUAAUUGAACCAUCUUGGUGUGAUGUUGGGCCUGUAAUUGCUGACAUCAAAGAACAAAAAAAUAUAAAGUUCACCAAAAUAUUUUGAACUUUUCAUGCUGCUGAAUUGUUAUGGGCUAAAUUGUAAUAAUAUAUCCGUUUAUAGAAAGACUUGUAUCAUGGCAAGACUGUUAGCAGUUGAGUGGUUAUCCUGUUGAAGCCACGCACAUUAGGCAGAUGUUGUACUGUUCGCCGUUCUAUGCUGUAGCUGGUACAUGGUUAUAUCGUGUGUGCAAUGCUGCACAUCAAAUUUCUGUGAUGUGCUUUCUUUCCCUUGAAGUGACGUGAUUGCCAGGCCAUAGCAGUAGCCGAUGCAUGACUUCAUUGUUGUUUUCUAUACGUUGUUGCCAUUAGGGGAUCAGGCAACGCAGGUACUGAGUCGGGUGGUCUCGAAAUUAACUUCACGUGCUUUCUUACGUUUGUUUUCGUGAUACCAGCUUUCCCAACUCGCAGCAAUCAUUUCGAGCAUUAGCCGAAACAUAUUUUGGCUCAUUCUAUAGCUGAACAUAUUUUGGCUCAUUCUAUUAAUAUACACGUAAUAUCAUUGCAGUUCUGACGUAUCAGUCUCAGUUAGUCAUCAUUGCUAAAUUUCGAAUUAAUACAACGUUUGUUCAAAAGGCUGGGAUUCAGUCGCAUCUCUGAUGUACUAAGCUUGGGCGGUAAAGAGUUUACAGUAUUUCUUGCCAUUUGUUCCAGAAUCAGCACCAACUUAAAUCUAAUCUCUAUAGAAAACUUUGGUUUUGAUCACGAUUUGCGUCUAGUAUUAUUUGUGACGUCUCCUUCGUGUGUUGGUAUUCUCUAGUUCUUUUGAUCAGUUUGACUGAAUCUGCAACUUCAUCCGCAAAUUGCCGUGUAUUUCGUAAUAUUAAAACUGAUGUGUGGGCUUCUAAUGUGAUGUUUGUUAUCACACUUGUGUAUGCCGUAGUUCCCUGGACCAGUGCGUGACCACUUGGACGUCUGACGUGACACUCUAGUUCUUAAUUAAUGCUGUAUAAAUGUACAUAAAGCUUGGUGACGUCUGUUUCGCUAUGCGGAACUGUCGUAUUGGUGUAAACUUCUGGUGAGAACCAACCACUACAACGCUUAUUAUGUAGGUAGUAACCAAUGUAAGGGUGGCGCACGUGCCGAAGAGCACUCAAUCCUUUUCGUGCUAUUCUUUUGUUUUCCGUUGUUAUUUUUUUAGGUAUCAUGGAACUAUCAUUUUCGUUUCUAUUGUAUAAUGCCCGUAGUCUUCGGUGACUGAAAGUCUUGCAUUUUUGUUUUUCGAUUGUUUGUAUUAGGCUUGCGUUUUGAUUCGACUUGUGAACUUUGUCUAAUAUGCAAUUUAUCACUUGAAGCAUUAAUAUUUUUGGUUAUACUGUCUCAAGACCCUAUCCUAUUCAUUUGAUUUUAGUAUCGCGACUGCAGACCGUCAUGUCACUAGCUUAUUGUUCCGUUCGAUCUAACGGAUAUGUUAUGUUCAGUUUAUUUUUACCUGGGUACGUAUCGCAUAGCAUCAUUAUCUUUCGGUAUUAAAUUGUUCAAUAAAUAUUAUUUCACCUAAAAAUAAAUAUUACCUUCUCAUCCACUACAAAAUUCUUUUGAUUUUACGGAAUUAAAUCAUAGGAUCCCUUUAUUUCGGUUAGUUUUUUCCUGUGUCAUAUUAUAAAGCUUUUUUUUUCGUCAGUAAAAUUCAGUGAUCUGUAAAGGUAUUUUCGAACAUGAUUUGGCUGUCAAUUUCAACGAUGACUGGUGAAUGAUCAAUUUCUGGUUGAUACUCUUUGUUAAUUGGUUCGUAUUUGUUAUUAGGUCAUGAGUGGUUUGAAAAAUAUUGACAAAUUUCACUUUAUUUUUUGGUUGAAUUUUGAUGCAUAAAUUCGAAAGUCUUGUGAUAGGAUUGUUCUUCCACGGUCGCGUCAUCCAUGAGGUCGUGUCAUUUCUGAAUAUGUAACAUGACGCUGCUGCUCUGACGAGGACGGCGUCAUUGUGUCGUUCUUCGAACUCUGCGCGCUACAUGUGAUGCAAUUCUAGCCAAUUUUCUUCAGCAACGUAACUUUUCUUUUUAUAUUAUGUUCUAAUGUUCAAAACAAUGUUUUUGGAAUUUUAUGUACACCGACUUAAAUUGAAUGAAUGAAUGCAAUGACGUGAAGGCUAUCCUGAAAUAAGGUGAUACAUUAAUGAACCUCUUGAGCUGCUGCUUGCAACAUCUGUCUAUGCUGUAUCUCAAGUUCCAUCACUCAUCUUCGUCAUGUUGAUUCGAUGUCUGUUCCAAUGUCAUCCUGGUACCUCCUUUAUAUGCAAUAAAAUUUGUUCUUAUUGGCUUACUUAUUUUAUAUUUGUCAGGUAAUGUUGUAUUCCUGACAUGUUGCGGUUGAUGAACUUUGGAUGCGCUUGACCUCGGAAAUUCAGUAAUCAUGACAUAUUCCUUAAUAAGUCUAAAUCUUUUUUCAAAAUUGCUGAACGAUUAUUAUUCUAAAUAAAUCUAACAGUGUUUCCAACUACAGAACACUGUUUCUAUCAACCAUUCUUGCGCCUGCCCUCGACUCCGCUCAUCACGUUGUAGCGUUACGCUUUCAUUGCUUGUUUAUCUGGGUUGCUCUCUGUUUUCCUAUUGCUUAUAUUAAUUUUUAGCCGUGCGCUUACUUGGAUCGGAUUUGCUUAUCACUUUUUGAUUAACCUCAACAUUCCUCGAAGUUUCCUAUACAGUCUUGCCCGUUACUGGUUCGUGUGGGUAGGUAUUUUUUUUUUAAUUUCAACUAAGAACAUUUAAUUUGCUCUCGAAUGUUUCAUAAAUUUUCCACUUUGUUGCUUCUUAUCCCGAUUGCUAGAAUUUUUGUUUGGUUAGGUCAUUGGGUUUUCCAUGCACGACGGAAAUGUUCAUAACUGCCGUCCGGUUAUUAUUCUCUACUUUUUUGUUGCCAUGAAUCUUUUUUGUCCAACUUAUUCGGAAUUUUAUUAGUAAUUUUUCCACGUCUGAUUUGAUAGCGACGUGUCUUUGUGAUGUUGUCAAUUUUGUAGGCGCUUCACUAUCAUUGAUCUCUAGCUUGUUAAUAAGCUGCAGUUUCUAAGCAUGUUGGUUUGGAAAGUACAGUUGUGCAUUUCCUCCUCUGUAUGCAAAAGUGGUGAAAUUGAUUCUCCUGACUGCCAGUGUUUAGGUUAGGUAGAGUUGAUUUACCAAACAUUUUGAUAAGACACGUUUCGUGAUGAACUGCUAUGGGCAUUUCUCAGUUUAAUACAGCGCGAGUUAUUUUCGUUCACGAAUUAAAUACCUAGGUUGCGUACAGCGAUGCUAUCCUUAGAUGAACCUUCAGGAUAUUCAUGGUUUGAACAAUUAGCACAGUCGAUCGGGUGAGUUCUACAUUUUUUGAUGAAAUUCGGCAUUUCGUUAAGUUACAGCUUCUUCAUUCCCUGAUAUGCCUAAUGAAUACAAAUAUUGCCUGUUACCUAAUUGAGAUACAAUUUCGAGUCUGGACUUAUUAAUUUUUUUUACAACUUGGAAGCGCGUAGUAAAUAGAAGAGGAGAUAAUGAUGUGGAGUGUAAUUCAUUACCCUGUACAAUUUUCUUCAUUUUGGCUUGAAGAAAGUCGACUAAUUUCUCUCUUCAAUCGCAUAGUUUAUUUGCUCAAAAUAUUGAAAACAUGUGAAUACAUAAGCGCUCAGUACAAAAUAAACAAUUCUAAAUGA
Messenger RNA from Hyalella azteca, 7772 nucleotides. RefSeq names its product enhancer of polycomb homolog 1 (gene E(Pc)). Gene Ontology annotation, biological process: regulation of transcription by RNA polymerase II. The transcript is spliced from 10 exons. NCBI's taxonomy places the organism in Eukaryota, Metazoa, Arthropoda, Malacostraca, Amphipoda, Hyalellidae. The record is from RefSeq and is a predicted model, not a curated record. Bases 241 to 3663 code for a protein of 1140 amino acids. Gene Ontology annotation, cellular component: piccolo histone acetyltransferase complex.